AUGGGGCAGCCCAUCAAAGGCCAGAGGGCAACCGUGGUGGAAGUGCGCCUAAGAGUCACCUGGUCAGAGGACAACCCGCGGGCAGGGGGCACCCGGCUGCAGGAGGCUUUGAGACUCUGGGUCCCCGCGGUGGCUCUUUGCUGGGGCAUCAUCUCCGCGGGCUGCAUCUCCAGCGACUUCGCGACCGUGCUGCUGAUGCUGCCUCGCCCCGAGCACCAGGUGGUGGCGGUGGCGGCGCGCGACCUGAGCCGGGCGAAGGAGUUCGCGCGCAAACACGACAUCCCCAAGGCUUAUGGCUCCUACCAGGAGCUGGUCAACGACCCCGACUUGGACCUCCUUCCUCCUGCCCUAGAGGUGACCUACGUUGGCACCCAGCAUCCCCAGCACAAGGCCGCAGUGCUGCUAUCCCUGAAGGCGGGCAAGGCCGUCCCGUGUGAGAAGCCCAUGGGUGUGAACGCUGCGGAAGUACGCGAAAUGGUUGCCAUGGCCCGAUCCCGAGGCCUCUUCCUUAUGGAGGCCAUCUGGACCCGCUUUUUCCCUGUCUCAGAGGCUCUGAGGUCCGUUCUGGCCCAGGGCACUCUGGGGGACCUUCGGGUGGCCCGGGCAGAAUUUGGGAAGGACCUCACCUCCAUACCCUGAGCCUUGGACAGGGACCAGGCUGGUGGCGGCCUAUUGGACCUUGGCAUCUACUGUGUCCAGUUCUUGUCCACGGUCUUCGGUGGGCAGAGGCCCGAGAAGAUUUUCGCCAUGGGACGGCAUCAUGAAACAGGUGUGGACGACACUGUCACUGUGCUCCUCCAGUACCCAGGGGGUGUCCACGGCAGCUUCACCUGCAGCGUCACCACCACGCUCUCCAACACAGCCUCCGUGAGCGGCACCAAGGGCACAGCCGAGAUCCUCAACCCAUCCUGGUGCCCAACAGAGCUGGUGGUGAACGGGCAGCAUAAGGAGUUCCCGCUGCCUCCAGGCUUGAACAAGGAGUUCAGUUUUACAAAUGCAACUGGCAUGAGUUAUGAGGCCAAGCAUGUCCGAGAAUGCCUGCGCAAGGGCCUGAAGGAAAGUCCUGUGAUUCCUCUGGCGGAAAGUGAGCUCAUGGCUGACAUCCUUGAGGAGGUGAGGAAAAUCAUUGGACUCACUUCCCCACAAGACAAACACUGAUGCAGGCUCUGAAUCAAUAAAGACGUG
Choloepus didactylus (southern two-toed sloth) is the source of this 1185-nucleotide messenger RNA. RefSeq names its product dihydrodiol dehydrogenase (gene DHDH). NCBI's taxonomy places the organism in Eukaryota, Metazoa, Chordata, Mammalia, Pilosa, Megalonychidae. Gene Ontology annotation, biological process: D-xylose catabolic process. The transcript is spliced from 8 exons. The record is from RefSeq and is a predicted model, not a curated record. Gene Ontology annotation, molecular function: D-xylose 1-dehydrogenase (NADP+) activity; nucleotide binding.